UUAAUGAAGAAGUCGUAUGUCAAAACUAGCAACGCCCCGAGGAAAAAGACAUGCUUGCAAGUACCUAGGUAGACUAGUGAGCACUCCUCCUCUCGAUAUAUAUUGCUCAGUUCCCACCCAAAAUUCUGCUCAGCGCAACAUGGCUCCGUCACGUCGGAGACUAACAAAGUUUAGUGUUGGUCGAUCCAUAGCUCGUGUUGGGAUCCGUUCUCCCUCCCUUCGGUCCAAACCCACCUCUAGUUCCAGUGAAGGUGAUUCAAAAAUGGAGUUUUUGGGCAGUGGCAAGGAGAGUUUUUGUGGUGAUGGUUUUGGAAAUGGCAACAAGGUUAUGGUGGUAGUCGAUACAAGCCGUGAAGCCAUGGGUGCUCUUGAAUGGGCGUUGUCUCACACGGUUCAGAACCAAGAUACCAUUGUUCUUCUUUAUGUUUCUAAGCCAUCCAAACAAGGCCCUGAAUCUAGUUUGAAGCAUAAUCUGAGGGCUCAUGAGACGCUUCACUCCAUGAAAAAUAUGUGUCAAAGGAGAAGGCCAGGGGUGCAGGUGCAGGUGGCUAUGCAUGAGGGUAAAGAAAGGGGUCCAAUAAUAGUGGAAGAAGCGAAACAACGAAGCGUAUCACUGCUUGUGAUGGGGCAAAGAAAACGAUCGAUAAUGUGGCGCCUUAUUAAGAGAUGGGCAGGGAAGGGGAACCGCGGUGGCUCCGGGGCGGUGGGGUAUUGCAUCCAAAAUGCUUCCUGCAUGACAAUUGCAGUGAGGAGGAAGGGCAAAAAACUUGGAGGUUAUUUGAUCACCACCAAGCGUCAUAAAAACUUUUGGCUUUUGGCUUAGAUUUAUUUCACUUAAGAGAAUCGAUUCUGGGAAGCCGGUUCGAUGAAUUCAGUGGGCAUUUAUAUAGGUUGUGUUGUUUUGCAGCUGCACAGUCUAAAAGUUAAAAAAAUAAAACAAUAAAAAUAUUUGUUAAAUUGCUGAGAACA
Molecule: messenger RNA, 969 nt
Organism: Populus euphratica (Euphrates poplar)
Lineage: Eukaryota; Viridiplantae; Streptophyta; Magnoliopsida; Malpighiales; Salicaceae
Exons: 3
Coding region: 17-823 (268 amino acids)
Source: RefSeq, a predicted model, not a curated record